Molecule: messenger RNA, 3888 nt
Organism: Fusarium poae
Lineage: Eukaryota; Fungi; Ascomycota; Sordariomycetes; Hypocreales; Nectriaceae
Exons: 2
Coding region: 1-3888 (1295 amino acids)
Biological process (GO): protein polyubiquitination; DNA damage response
Cellular component (GO): nucleus
Molecular function (GO): ATP-dependent chromatin remodeler activity; ATP binding; ubiquitin protein ligase activity
Source: RefSeq, a predicted model, not a curated record
AUGAAACUUGAAUGGCGAGAAAAGCGGGUUAAAAUGUCAUUUUGCUACAACUUUUACUGGAACGAUUCUCCGUCAUUUCAAUCACACCAAAGAUCAACCACGGAUCGCAAGGAAAGUCAGAAGCUCAUCAAUUUCAUAUUACGCGGCUCUCCCUCAGCUGAUCUACCAUUCCAAUCAGGAUGGUCUCUCAUGGACUUUUAUGACGCUGCUUUUGUCCCCCCAAAGGACGAUAAAGUAGCGGAAACUAUUCAAAUCGGCGCCAUGGAGUCAACAUUAUUCCCGUAUCAAAAAAGGUCGUUACAAUGGUUGUUACAGCGCGAAGGCGUUCAGUGGUCCGAAGCAAGCGGCGGCAUUGUCCCAUACACAGCUAGCGAUCGAGAGAAAGUAUACGACUUCGAGAAAUUUGCAGAUCUGAAUGGGCAAGAAUACUACUUGAGUGAAACACUCCACACCGUCACAAGAGACCUGGCGCUAUUUCGGGAAGCGGAAGCCUCAAUCAAAGGCGGCAUUCUGGCCGAAGAGAUGGGAUUAGGCAAAACCCUGGAGGUUCUCGGCUUAAUCAUGCUUCAUACAAGACCAAGGCCCCUGGUACAGAGCACCGAUGAGGCCCAAGCCAAACUUACGCCAACCGGAGCUACGUUGAUUGUGACACCCCCAUCACUAAGAGAUCAGUGGGCAUCUGAGAUUAGUCGCCAUGCUCCCGGUUUGAGCGUCAACGUUUAUGAAGGCCGGAAGAGUAUCGCAGACGAAGACGAAGAGUAUGUUGUUAACGAGCUUGCUGGUCACGAUGUAGUCAUCACUACCUACUCAGUACUUUCUUCCGAGCUUCACUAUACAACUGCGCCCUCGGAACGCUCCCGUCGACAUGCCCGAGUGUACCAGCGACCGAUAUCUCCCCUUACCCAAAUUUCAUGGUGGCGUAUUUGCCUAGAUGAAGCACAAAUGAUUGAAAAUGGCUACAGCCAGGCGGCCAAAGUGGCUCGUGUUAUCCCUAGGGUCAACGCUUGGGGUAUCACCGGUACUCCUGUGAAGAACAGUGUUCAAGACCUCCAAGGCUUACUGCUUUUCUUGCAAUAUGAGCCGUACUGCUCGAUGAACAGCGCCUGGAAUCAUCUACUACAUUGGAACAAGUCUGGUUUCCAGCGUCUAUUUAACAAAAUCACUCUCCGACACACCAAGUCAAUGGUCAGAGACGAGCUGGUAAUACCUCCCCAAAAACGCUAUGUUAUCAGUAUGCCUUUCACAGCUGUCGAAGAGCAACACUAUCAAUCUCUUUACCGGGAUAUGGCAGAAGCUUGCUUAUUAAGUCUCGAUGGAGCACCGCUUGUGGAAGACUGGGAUCCGGAUGACCAUACAGCUAGCAUGAGAACUUGGCUGGUGCGGUUAAGACAAACUGCAUUGCACCCUGAAAUUGGAAGCUAUAACCGCCGAACACUUGGUAACAACAAGAACCGGCCGAUAAGAACUAUUGAUGAGGUCUUGGAUGCAAUGCUCGAACAGAGCGAAACCGCUAUUCGAACGGACGAAAGGGCCUAUUUGUCAAGUCGACUCACACGUGGCCAGCUAUACGAAAAUAGCCCACGAGUACAAGAGGCUUUGGAAAUUUGGAAAUUGGUUCGCGAAAAGACUCGAAAGCUCGUUUCUGAUGCGCGAACAGAGCUUGAGACAUUAUUAAGAGACCGGAGACGUGAAGGUUCUGCAGUUGCCAACGCCGAUGACCUUGGUAUAGAGACUGAUGAUGAUGAUGAUGAUGGCGAAGUUGAGGGGAAGGGACAGUUGAACGAAAGCCGACGACGUCUCCGAUCUGCAUUGGAGAUGGAACACAAAGCUGUCUUUUUCUGUGCGAAUGCAUACUUUCAAAUUCGAGAGAACCCUGAAAUGGUUGAGCCGGAUUCCGAACGUUUUCAUCAGAUGAAGAAGUUCGAGGAUGAUGGAUACGACGAAGCGAAAGUUAUCCGCAGAGAGAUUCUACGCGAAUCCCACCGCAAAGCAACUCGAUCGAUGACCAAGUUAGCACAGAAGGCAGCCGAGCAAUCUUUUGUCGAGAUCCCAGACCUCACAGUCAGAGAGGAACGUGGCAUCGAGAGUAGCCGCAUCCUUGAUGAUCUGGAGACACUGUACGGCGAAUUAAACAACCAAGCCAAUCUGAUCGACGAGUGGAGGGAACAUAUUGUUGGGCUACUCCUGAAACCCCUGGUUGAUGAAGAAGGCGACGCUGAAACAACUGGCGAAGAAUACGGCGAGUCAGCUAAGAUUCAAGACGAGCUUAUGGUAUAUGUUCAAACUCUUGGAGCCGUCAUUGCUGAUCGACAGGAUGCUCUGACGGGACAGACGAAUGAGCUGAUCAAACACGAAACCAAGACAUCGCUGAAACUGGCAGAAAGCGGCAACGGACCAGCCCCGGAGAAAUUAAUAGAGCUUAUGACAUUACGAGACCAGACGAAACCGAAUUCAACAUCAAUGAGAAAGGUUAUCAGCGAAUUCCGGGCUUUGACUUCAAAACUCUCAAAAGAUACGACACGGGGUAUUCUAGAGGGUAGAAUUGUAGAUCGACAGCUCAGAGCGACACAGGAAACCAUGAAUGCACAAAGCAAGCUGGCUCUUGAAGCAGAGGUCGACAACUUCAAGACCAUUAUGAACCUACGCUUGGAGUAUUACCGCCAGUUGCAGGUUGUUUCCGACAGCGUUCUCCCUUACGAGGGCCCUCCUGUUACCGAUGCAAUUGAGAAGAGGAUGAAGGAGACUGAGGAUAAGUUUCACCAGAAGCUUUCUGCAGCAGAAGCCAAACACAGAUACCUUCUGCAUCUCAAGGAAGCAGGAAACAAGUCAAAUGAGCCACGGAUGUGUGUUAUCUGUCAGACCUCAUUCACGAUCGGCGUCCUUACCGUAUGUGGCCAUCAGUUCUGCAAAGAAUGCAUGAUGCUAUGGUUUAAAUCGCACCAUAAUUGCCCAGUGUGUAAAAAGAUGCUGAAGUCUUCUAAUUUACACGACAUCAUCAUCAACCCCCAGCAACUUAAAAUACACGGCGACAACCCCGACCAGGUAUAUGACGGCACCGAAAGCAGCCCGCAGCAAAAACAAAACGGACUUCAAAAAAAGACAGGGAUUUACUCAGAGUUCAACACGGAUAAGCUGGCCGAGAUCCAAAAUAUUGAGUUGGACGGACCUUCGUUUACUACAAAGGUCGACACUCUUGUCAAGCAUCUAAUGUGGCUAAGAGAAUCAGACCCCGGCGCAAAGUCGAUCGUUUUCUCGCAGUACCAAGGAUUUCUGAGAAUUUUGCGGAAUGCUUUCGCCCGAUUCGGGAUUGGGCACACGUCCAUCGACGACUCGGGCGGCAUCAAACGUUUCAAAGAAGAUGCUUCGGUCGAGUGCUUUCUCCUCCAUGCUAGAGCGCACUCUAGUGGCCUCAACCUCGUCAACGCAAGCCAUGUCUUUCUCUGUGAGCCCCUCCUUAAUACCGCGCUUGAGCUCCAAGCUAUCGCACGUGUAGACCGUAUUGGUCAGAUGCACGAGACAACUGUGUGGCUUUAUCUGGUAUCCGGCACAGUUGAGGAGUCAAUUUACAACCUCUCGGCACAAAGGCGAAUGGAACAUAUGGGUCGUGUCAAUAAGGGAAAAUCGAAGGAGUCUACUCCAGAGUUACUCGAUGCGAAUAUCGAGGCUGCCAACACACUCGAGCUCGAGCAAGCCUCUCUUGCACGCCUCAUGAGCAAGGACAAAACAGCUGGUGAGAAUGUAGAGGAGGAUGAUUUGUGGGAGUGCCUAUUUGGGCAUGUCGCUCGUAGGGGUGAUGGACCUGAGAGGGAUACAAGGGCACAGGAAAAGGCCGUCAUGGGGUAUCUGGCAGCAGAGGCAGCCGAUGGAAGGAAUAGUACUGCCAACUAG